Molecule: messenger RNA, 1008 nt
Organism: Eimeria tenella
Lineage: Eukaryota; Apicomplexa; Conoidasida; Eucoccidiorida; Eimeriidae
Product: Phosphatidylserine decarboxylase 1, related
Exons: 2
Coding region: 1-1008 (335 amino acids)
Source: RefSeq, a predicted model, not a curated record
AUGGUGGGGGGCAUCGAACUUUUCUACAGAAGACGUGUCGACCAAAACCGCUUUCUUUUCACCCCCCACUGCGGCCUCGUCCGCCACAGCUACCUCUACGACUACACAAGUCCUGUUAAACUCUGCAUGGGGCAAGAACUGGGCGCUUUCCACUUCGGCAGCACCAUUGUACUGGCAUAUGAGGCCCCCGACGACCUGGAAACCCUGAGCCCGAUCUGCUCGCAAAUGGCAGCAAACAGCCCGCUGGGCUAUCUGAAGGGCAGCAGCAGGCGGCGGCUGCCGCGCUGCGACUUCAGCUACGGCAACCACAGUGACCCUAUUGCAUAUCUGCAGUACCUGCAGCGUCUCAGCGCGAAGAGCAGCUCUGGGGAGGCCCUGCUGCCCGAGGCGAGGCCCGGGCCCCACACACGGGGUGAGGGGCAGCAGGGUUUGCUUGUGAGAGGCCCUUAUAUGGGGGCCCCCGCUCCCGACAGCCACAGCGGGGGCAGGGGCCCCUGGGGUGACCCCCACGAUGGGGCUGCGGGCGAAGAGGAAGACGGCGCAGCUCCCCCCUUCGGGGAGCAGGAGGACACCCCGGAGGACUCCGUCGCAGAACGCUUGCCUUCGUCUUCCAGCGACUCGCAGGGGCCUUUGGGCUCGACGCAAACUUUCGCCGAGUCUGCUGAGGAGGAGUCCGCGGGCGGCGCGGGGGCGUUGGGGGUGACAGAAUCCACAACAGAAAGCAGCAGCGCGGGCGCAGCCGCGGGCUCCAGGGGAAGCGAGUCUGAAGCAAACAGCCUCGAUUUCAUCUUCAAGUCCAGCCGUUCGCUGCAGCACCAAACCAAAGUCACGCGGGGCCCGGGGCAGGAGGUGCCUUUCUCGCCGCUGCCGGAUCUCCAGGCUAAAGUGCAUGCCCUGGAGUUCGGCCUUGUGCACAGAUUCGCGCUGGCCCACUGGCUAGCCAAGGCCUGGACGGUGCGGCUGCGCCCUCUAGACUUAGCAGCCCCAGCCUCAGCUUUCCUCGAGUAA